Penicillium arizonense is the source of this 1803-nucleotide messenger RNA. Its product is annotated as arylsulfotransferase family protein. The transcript is spliced from 2 exons. Lineage: Eukaryota; Fungi; Ascomycota; Eurotiomycetes; Eurotiales; Aspergillaceae. The record is from RefSeq and is a predicted model, not a curated record. The coding region runs from base 1 to 1803 and encodes 600 amino acids.
AUGUUCUUGUGGAAUUCUUCUGGCCUGCGUCGCAUGAGCUCCUGGCUCCGCGGUAAUCGCCUGAAUUAUCUUCCUAUCCGAUGGAUCGCCCUGCUUGUUGCUGCCCUGGGAGGCGCAAUUGUCUUCUAUAUAUUUGCCGUCCCACAACUUCUUAGAUUGCGCUUCCGCGCCGGGUUGAGUUGGUAUGACCUAGGUGCUCAAGGGCUAGGUCCGACCAAGGACUAUGUUUCUUUCGACCAGGAAUCGCCAAUUGUUGAAAUUUCCCCACCUGGUGCGCAAUGCGAUCCGAGAUAUACCUUCCUUGCGCCUCGUGGCGAUUCAGUCGCCCAUCCGGGUCCUAUGAUUCUGGAUUCUGCUGGUGAACUUGUGUGGACAAAAUGGAAUGGGGGUACGACACAGGACUUCAAAGUACAGCGGUACAAGGGCGAGGAUUUCCUUACCUACUGGCAAGGUGAUACAGAUGACAACUAUGGCCGGGGAUUGUGGUACAUGCUUGAUUCUACCUAUAACCAAAGACAUGUCGUAUCACCCGUCGGCAUGUAUGACGGCGAUCUACACGAGUUCCACAUCACCGCCAACGACACCGCACUUCUGAUGAUUUACGACCCUAUAGUGGUGGACCUGAGAUCUGUUGGUGGCCCCGAGCUGGGAUGGAUAUACGACGGAGUGUUCCAGGAAGUCGACCUUGAAACAGGUGAACUUCUGUUCCAGUGGCGCGCAUCCGACUAUUACUCCCCAAGCGAUAGUUACGACCCAAUUGGAGACACCGGUACUGGACGCACCUCAGGAUACGACUACUGCCAUAUCAACAGCGUGGACAAGGACGACCAGGGCCGGUACCUGGUAUCGAUGCGACACCUCCAUACCAUCGCCUGCAUAGACGGAACCACCGGCGAAGUUUCCUGGUCCUUGGGAGGAAAGAAGAACGACUUCACCGAUGCUUCCGACGGAGCCGCCACCGAUUUCGCUUGGCAGCACGAUGCCCGCUGGCGAGGCCCUAACCGUCUCAGUCUUUUCGAUAAUGCCGCCUAUACCAAUGACGACCCCUCCGCAGUAAGCCGCGGAAUGAUCAUCGACCUGGAUAUGAACGCGCAGCAGGCGACACUCGUACAAUCCUACGAUCACCCGCAGGACAUGAUGGCCGUUUCUCAGGGAAACCUGCAACUGCUCGAUACCGGCAACGUCCUCGUGGGCUGGGGUCACUCGGCUGCAUACACCGAGUUCUCACCUGAGGGUGAGGUAGUAUGCAAUGUGCACUUCGGCGCCUCGGCUUUCUUCACCUUCGGCCGGGUCGUCUCCUACCGCGUGUUCAAAUUCGACUGGAUCGGUCAUCCUACAUCAACGCCUGACGCUACGCUCACCCCCGACAGUGUCUUCGUUAGCUGGAAUGGUGCGACGGAGGUAGCUGCGUGGCGUGUGGAGGCAUGGGAUGGCGUAAGCUUAUCCAAUAUGACAUUCAGCGCCGUCGACGAAGUUUCUCGGUCUGGGUUUGAGACUGAGAUUCCACUUGUUCCUGAGGUGGUUUCUUUCUUCCGCUUGCGAGCUAUCCAUGCAAAUGGUGAUAGCCUUGGUGUGACGGGAUUGCUUCAAAGGUUGCCUGCUUCGGCAGCUGGAAGUUCUUCGAGGUCUUCUGGUUAUUCGUGGGCCACGUGGACUAUUGUGAUUGUGGCUUUUGGAUGUCUUGUUUGUGGUGUUUAUUUCGCUGUCCAUCGUCGUCUUCGCGGUAUAUCUCGCUCUAUUGGUCCUUAUCAGUUGGUUGCAUAUAAGGAGGAUGAAGAUGAACAUAAUCGUCUGCCAUUAUAG